AUGCCAACACCAGAAAAUACUAAAGCUCUCCAAAGUUUUUUCGGGCUUAUGAACUAUUUUAAACGCUUCAUUCUACGCUACAGUACAAUUACUUAUCCUUUGAGAAACCUUCUGCAUAAAGAUUCGUUAUGGAACUGGAACCUUGAGUGCCAGCAUGCAUUUGACAAACUAAAAAACGCUAUAACAUUAGACUCAUGUGUCGGAUACUUUGAUCCCAACAAAGAGACUACAGUCACUGAUGCAUGUCUUGUAGGCAUAUCAGCAGUAAUUGUUCAAAACACUCGAAAUAAACAAGACUUUAAACUAAUAUCUUAUAAUACAAAAGCGCUAUCGCCUGUACAAUAA
Molecule: messenger RNA, 345 nt
Organism: Hydra vulgaris (swiftwater hydra)
Lineage: Eukaryota; Metazoa; Cnidaria; Hydrozoa; Anthoathecata; Hydridae
Source: RefSeq, a predicted model, not a curated record